GUCGUUUUCUUAUUGGAGAAGAUCCACUUAAUAUUGAAUAUAUAUGGGAUAUGAUGUGGCGUUCAUCAAUAAAUUAUGGUCGAAAAGGUUUAACUAUUCAAGCGAUAUCAGCUAUUGAUUUAGCACUUUGGGAUUGUGCGGGAAAAUUAAGAAAUGAACCUGUUUAUAAAUUAGUUGGUGGAAAAACUAAAAAUGGUUUACCUUGUUAUGCAACAUGUUAUAAUCCAUUAGCAGCUAAAAAUUUAGGUUUUAAAGGUGCAAAAUUUCCUUUACCAUAUGGACCUGCUGAUGGUGAUCAUGGAUUAAUUAAAAAUAUUCAAAGAAUUAAAGAUAUACGUUUUUCUGUUGGAGAUGAUUUUCCUUUAAUGAUUGAUUGUUAUAUGUCAUUAACUGUUCCUUAUACAUUAAAAUUACUUGAACUUAUUCAACCAUAUAAUAUUAAAUGGUUAGAAGAAGCAUUACCACCUGAUCAAUAUAAUGGUUAUAGUCAAAUAAAAAAAGAAAAUCGUACAACAUGUUUAUUAACAUGUGGUGAACAUGAAUAUACACGAUGGGGAUUUAAAUUAUUAUUAGAUAAUUAUUGUGUUGAUAUUCUUCAACCAGAUGUAACAUGGGCUGGUGGAUUAACAGAAUGUCGUCGUAUAGUAGCUCUUGCAUCUGCAUAUGAUAUACCAAUUGUUCCACAUGGUUCAUCAAUAUAUUCGUAUCAUUUACAAUAUGCUUUUCCAAAUUUACCAAUGAGUGAAUUUUUAUUACUUUCACCUAAUGGUGAUUCAAUAUCACCUAUAUUUGGACAAUUAUUUCAUGAUGAACCAUUACCAAUUAAUGGAUGGAUUACAUUAGAUACAUAUAAACCAGGAUUUGGUGUUACACUUAAUAAAACAAAUCUUUUUCGUCCUUAUUUUAAUCAAAAUCGAACUAAAUAA
Molecule: messenger RNA, 926 nt
Organism: Rotaria sordida
Lineage: Eukaryota; Metazoa; Rotifera; Eurotatoria; Philodinida; Philodinidae
Source: the annotation of a GenBank genome assembly